Molecule: messenger RNA, 6094 nt
Organism: Hemicordylus capensis (graceful crag lizard)
Lineage: Eukaryota; Metazoa; Chordata; Lepidosauria; Squamata; Cordylidae
Gene: PPP1R26
Product: protein phosphatase 1 regulatory subunit 26
Exons: 6
Coding region: 609-4412 (1267 amino acids)
Biological process (GO): negative regulation of phosphatase activity
Molecular function (GO): protein phosphatase inhibitor activity
Source: RefSeq, a predicted model, not a curated record
AGGAGGAGGGGCUGCCUUUAUCCGCCCCCCCCCCGUCCUGGUGCGGGGGUCCCGCUGCCGCCCAGAGGCGGGAGGAGGGGCGGGCGGGCCUGGCGGCGCCCAACGGGCAGCAGCAGCAGCAGCAACAGGCCGAGUCAAUGGCCGCCGCCGCGGCGCCGCCGCCGGUCCCGCCCCCGGCCGGCCCGCAGCCCUCCCCGCGGGCGGCGCAUGCAUGUGUCCCUCUGGCUGGCUGGUGGCAGCUCGGGAGGAGCCCGGCGGCGGGAGCGGGAGCCCCAGUCCAGCCCGCCCAGCCCAGCGCCGCUCCCGCCCGCCCGUCCUCCGCCCGCCGGCCUGCCAGCCAGUCCCCGCCGGGCUCUGCCUCGCUCUCUCUCUCCGGCCGCCUCCUCCGGCACUGCGGCCUGGCGCUCGGCUCCGGGAGCGGCGGGCAGGUGAGGCGGCGGCGCUGCGGGCGGGCCGGCGGGGGCGGCCCCGAGGAGGGUUUCCAGCCAUGCGAAUUGAUCUCCAGGACUGGCGUCCCCAGGAGACUCCUGCUGGCCAGCCCUGCAAGGCUGGAAGAACGAGCUGCCUGAAAAGCUGGGCCUCUGUCGGCCCUCUGGUUAUCCACUAGGAUGUUUCUGAUGAACCCCUCUCCUCUGGUAGCCCUUCAGAGACAAUGGGAGCCCUUUGCGCCAGCAAGGAGCUGUAGGUAUCCCAUCUGCUUCUCCGAAUCGGAAGAUGACAUUGCUAGAACGACUGUGAGCGCCAAAGUCCAGAUGAUCAUAAACAACCUGCAGAGCGACGAGUCCUCCCUGGGCACCAGGGACGGCUAUGGCUGUCUUAUGCAGAAGAAGCGGAAAGGUACCAAGGGCAGGGGCCACAAGCUCAAGGGCAGCGGGAGGGGGCUGCCGGGACGCAUCCAGUACGCCCAGCGCAACUGCCCUGCCGACUCGGAUGGCAUGGAGGUGGAAGAGAGUUCCGAGUUUGGACCGCUCUCGCUGAAUUCCGACAGCGACGAUUCUGUCGACCGAGACAUCGAGGAAGCCAUUCAGGAAUACCUGCGGAAUAAAGGCCAGGGUCCUCAGCCCUUGCCGAGCAGUACCAAGAGUCCCCACAGCCUGGGUGGAGGCCAGAGGGUCCAACAGGAACGUCUUCCACGCGAUGCAGCUUGUAACAUGUUCCCUGCACAUGUGAAAGCAGACGUGGUCCAGCAACACCUUGCCCCUGAUUACUUGGCAGACCCAACACUCCAGUGGGCCCCGUCCCCCUGCAGUGUGAGCAGUGAUGAUUCUUUUGAACAGAGCAUAAAAGCUGAAAUCGAGCAAUUCUUAAAUGAGAAGAAGCAGCAAGCAAGAAAUAAGGCCAGCGCAGCGGGGAGCAAGAGACUUGAUCAGAAAGAGGCCCACGAGAAGUUGGCCAUUAAGAGCCAGAAAGAAGGGGCUAACCGAGGGAACCGGAGCUUUCUAAAGCAAAGGGGCCAGCAUCCUGAAUUCCAGAACGGCAGCACUUCUCCUCAGUGUUUGAAGUCCAAAGCCGGUGAAGAGCUUGCCGACUUCCAGAAAGCCAGCCAAGCACACUUGGAAGCUGACCAUCCCUGCAUCCUGGAGCCGAGUAAGGAAGGCGCGAUCGGGCAGAAGCUGUGGAAAGCCAGCGGAGAACAAAGACUUGAAAUAAUAGAUGUGUCUGAUUCGAGCAGCGAUGAUGGCAUUGAAGAAGCUAUUCGGCUUUAUCAGCUUGAGAAGAUCAGGAAAGAAGCCGGUUCCAAAACAAGCUGUGUGCCUUUUCCAAAGGAGGAGUUCGGGGCCAGUGGGGUGGCAGAUAUCUCCGCAAGCCUGACCAUCCAUUCCGUGAAGAGUGCCUUGCCAGAAACCCCUCGAAAAGCUCCAGGCAGCAGGAGGAGGCAGAGCAGUUCCAAGGCCGCAGAACUGAACAGGGCUGGGGCCGUCUGGCAUGAGCCAGGCAAGGGCGGGAGCGGCAUCUCUCCAGCCAGCAGUUUGGCCAAAUGUGCGGUCACCUUCCAGGCCUCUUGCCGAGCGGACACCGCGGCCGAGCUGAUGUGUGCCGAAGCCAUCCUGGAUAUCUCCAAGACAAUCAUACCUCCCACUGUGGGAAGUGACAGUGGGUCCCUCGUGACAGGCCCGUUCUUCUGCUCCCAAGGCGUGCCUUCAUCCCAGCCGGAGAGUGACAGCAAUGCUGUGGACAGUGAUGACAGCAUUGAGCAAGAAAUCAGGGCGUUUCUGGCUGUCAAAGCGCAGACAGAAUGCUUGAUGGCAAAAUCCAAAGACCACCUGCCUGCUGCCCCGUAUCUUCCCCCCAUUGGGCAACCUGAUGAUCGGGCCAGAAGCCCCAAGCCUCCCAUCCCCCCAACAGUACAACUGUCACUGAGUCGGAAAAGGAAACUUAAGAGGGAAAACACAGCAUCCAGGCAGGGCCAGGGCAAACAGCUGAAACUGUCAGAGAUGGGCUAUAGCCACUCAAAAAUCUUUGCAGCCCCAAAGGAGGAUGGCGUACACAUUCCAAAAAGUCAUGAAACCGUAGAGGCAGUUUGGUCCCAGCAAGACGCUCUGGCCCCUGUCAGUUCUGUGGAGUUUGCCAACUCUCUGUCCCAGGGACUGCUUGGGGCAGAAGGCCUCGUGAAACAUGCAGCCCGGGGCCCCCAGAAAUACGGUGCAGGCGACAAGAGCAGCUCUUUAGACAGCGAUGAGGAUCUGGAUACCGCCAUCAAAGACCUCUUGAGGUCCAAGCGGAAGCUGAAGAAGAAACCCAAAGACCAAAGAAUUCCCUGCAAGAAGAAGGUCAGAUUUGGUGACACGGAAAUGCACAUCUUUGAAGACCAACCGUAUGGACUCCAAGGAAGGGCUUGCAGAUCCCAGACGCCCCGCUUGCUGAAAAGCUGCCUCACAAGAUCCAGAAGAGAUGUCGGAGAGGAGACAUCUGCAAAGAGCAGGGCUCAGGGUGGUGUUGGGGGAAAGCCAACAAGUGCAAGGAGCAUCCCGGGUGCGUUGGAACUUAAUCAGGAGUGCCCACCGAAACUGACCUCUGGGCCAGAUGGCCAAGAAGUGUCUUGGACGGCUGCCUCCUUGACUGAUGACAGCAGCUCUGUGGAUAGCGAUGACAGCAUUGAGCAAGAGAUCCAGAGGUACUUGGCAGAGAAGGCCAGAGACUCAGCCAGGUGUGUGGAGAGAGCAGGGCCUGACAAGAGGGUGGAGGUCGAACUGGGAGCAGUCCGGCCCGAGUCCGUUCCUCUGAAAGCAAAGCGCCAGCCCUUGGCGGGGAGAGGCACUGCCUUCCUGAAACAGAGUAAAAAAACGACGAAGGUGGGUCCCUCGGGAAACCCUCCUCGUGCUGGUGGGCCCACAGUACCGUCUGCAGAAGGCCCCUGCAGCCGGGCUGCAGUCCAGUUGCAGCAGGCAGGCCAAGGGGUUGUGCAGGCCAAGGGUGCCAGCUUACCUGUGGAAAGAACAGCAGCAGAGCACCAGGGUGUCUGUGAUCGCCAGCCAGGGAAAGACAAAGCUGAGAAGCACAAACUGCCAAGCUGUUCUAAACCCAUGGCUUCUUUCAAAAGAGAGAGCUCGUAUGAGUUCAAAAUCUCCAGCAAGUUCAUAGCAGGCCUCAAAAGUGUGCAGAACAAGAAGAGAUCAGUGGUGGUGGGGAAAAGGCAGAGCCUCGAGUUGUCAGUCCUCCAGAAGCGGGGGAGUCUCUUGGCAGCGAGCUUGCUGGGGGAGAGGUGUGAGGCCAUCCUGCAGAGAGGGGUCCUGGGCCCCAGGAGGAGAGAGGCCGGAGUCGGAGGGGUGGGCCUCUCUCCAAGGGGCACGGCUGAGGGGCUGCAUUGCGCUGCGUCAGGGAGGCCUGAACCAGCCGAGGCUCCCUCUUUCCACCAGGAGGGGGUCAGUCUUGCAAAAGGGACUCCUCCUGCAAGAGACCUGGAGCCUUGUGAUGCCAGCCGAGGCCCUCCGGUCCCGGAGUCCGGCGCAGGUGGUGCCCGAGUUGGCCCGGGGCUCCUGCAUGCUGAGGCCGCAGUUGAGGAGGAGAACGGGAGCCAGCCCCAGGGGCACGGCUGCUGCUGCUGCUGGGAGGGACAUCCAGCCCCCAGCAAGCCUGGCCACUCGCCUCUGAAAGAGACAGCCUGGACCCUCCCGGUCAGGAUAGCCGAGAGCCCCACCCAGAGAGCUCUAGAGGCAGGUCCUGCAGCCUUGAUGGACGUCCCUGGGGCGGAGCACGCCCGUCGCGGGGUGGAAAACAAGGCCUCCCGUUUCUUCUCAAGUACCACCAUUGAUCCAGGAUGGACAGUUUUGCCGUACAUCACUCUGUCCCCAGCGCAGCUGUGUGGAAACCCAGCCCUAAACAUGCUGAGUAGAAGGAAAGCACUCCAGGUGCUUGGUGAGAAACCCAGAGUUGGUGGGAAUGCCAGGAGGACAGGAUCCACUCGGCAGUAGUGUCUCGUGCGGGGAGAAGAAAAACGUCCGCCAGAGAAGAAGGAGAAGAAACGCAUCCUGCAGCUCCUUGCCCCUGCGGGGGUAUUCUGCAAGCCUAGAAGCCAAGCCACCUUGGAGGAAGCCGAGGGUGGCUCUUCGGCCUCACUUCCUCCUCCCUCCUCUGCGGGAGUGAUGUGGUCUACUCUGCACAGCCAAGCCGGCCCUUGCGGACAGCGCCUGCCCUGGUAGUCGUCCUGCACGUUGUGGCAAGUACCAAAGGAUGCAGCCGGUGGUGUGAACGUUCUUAAAGCCAUUCUGGUCCCAAAGCUUGACGUUUGGGCCCGGUGCUAUGAUCCGGUGCUUGUCCUUCUCCUUACCCAGAUGGUUCAUUCCAGCGGUCAGGACUGAGGUUCUUUGAUUCUCCUUCUAGUAUUUUACUUCCGUCUCAUCUAAGGUUUAGAUUCCGGAGCCCCGCGUUUGGGACUCAUCCCUCCAAAGGAUUCCGGGGUGAGUGAAACUCCCCCGUUGACUUUCUUUGGGAAUUUGAGGUGCGGCUGUUGUACCAUCAGUGGCGCUUUCUCUUGGUGAUGGUGGCCAGCGCAAGCAGGCUGAGCAGUGGCAAGGGGGUGCCGUGCGGCGGGGGGAGGGCAAGCGAGCGGAGGUCCAGACCCUGCACGAGCCCCUAGCCCCCCUUCCCUGGUUAUCCGGGGCUUGGGAAAUUAAGGGGCAGAGAGGGCUCUUUUGCCUCUGUGUGAUGGGAAGGUGGGAGUUGGGCUCCCCAGCAAGUGUCUUGCCUGCAGGAUCCGGAUCCAGCCUUGCCCGUCACCCCUCGAGGCUCCCUUGUGUGGUGGGGGGAGGUUCUGUUUGCACCCAGCAUUGAGGUUCGGAGUCCUCUGAAGACCCAGGAUCUGAGAACAAGCACAGCCCUAACGAGCGCCAGAUCGGCCGUUGCUUGCUCCCCAUCCAUGAGCUUCAGAAGCCUUUCCAGCCACAAAGGCGGAGUUUUGCCCUUGCCCCCCUUGCUGCCUCUGUGCGCCCCGAUGACUUUUGGCUCACGGCUGGACCACGGUGGUUGUAAUAAAAACAAGAGUUGAUGUUUCUUUGGAGUCUGCUUAACUGGCACGUCUGCAGAAGCGACACUGUUGGUUUUUUGGGGAGGAGAUGCCCAAGGCAGAGCCCGACUCCGAGCUCUGUUGGCUCCAGAGGGCCUGGGGGAGACCCACAGUGCCCCCCCCGAGGAGUGGUCCUUUCCAAGACAGCCACAGCCAGGAGAGCACAACCAGGAGCCAGUAAAAGGGGCCGCACAAGAGAUGUUGCAGGGCUGGCGAUACCCAUCUGCUUGCUUGGUUACCUGGAUUCUGGAUUCUCAGGCAUGGCGGCAUGUUUGCUGCCUGAGCAGGGAGGAUCCACCACCGUGCAGGCCCAGAGCCCUGGGAAAGGCGCUGACCCGGAGUGCAUUGCAGGACACACCAGGGCCCACAACGGUGUUUGCAGAGUGAGUUGGGCUCCUGGGCUGGGAGCAGCCGCAGGCACCCCCACUGGGGGUGGGAAGAGCCAGCCUCUCCAGUAGGAGGAGUGCCUGGCAAGGCGUGGAGGUGGCCAGCCUGGGAGACUGGGCGGCCAGGUGUGGCAAGGGAGCCACCGGCGCAGACUGGUGCUUUUAUAAAUGUGAGCCAGCCACCCAAUAAAAUGCCUCCCCAAAA